Messenger RNA from Pieris rapae (cabbage white), 1797 nucleotides. RefSeq names its product putative tRNA pseudouridine synthase Pus10 (gene Pus10). The record is from RefSeq and is a predicted model, not a curated record. The coding region runs from base 98 to 1783 and encodes 561 amino acids. Gene Ontology annotation, molecular function: pseudouridine synthase activity; RNA binding. NCBI's taxonomy places the organism in Eukaryota, Metazoa, Arthropoda, Insecta, Lepidoptera, Pieridae. Gene Ontology annotation, biological process: tRNA pseudouridine synthesis. The transcript has 12 exons.
UGUUUGUUUUCUUUUUUCUAACCUAACAAUGCGUGGUAAGGUAAAUAAUAUCUAUAUUCUAUAAGUUUAAACAUUCAGUUUAACGUAUAAUUGUACAAUGAAUCAUUUAGAGGUUUUUAAAUUCUGUAAAAAUCUUGGCUGUUGUGAUAUAUGCUGUAUUCGUUACAUGGGAUACAAGAAAUAUAGUGUUUACGAAAAUUCUAAAACAUUUGUAGAACAGUUUCAAGAUGCAGCUAAGAACAAAACUCUACAUAAUAAGGAUAGUAUAGUUACUAGUGAAACUACUAUAGCUCAAAAUAAUGAGACAGAUACAGAAACAAUCAAUGUUUCAAAUCAUAUUUUGGAUAGAAAUGAAUCUGAAAAACAUGAAACCAUAAAUGUUGUUGAUAAGAUAAUAGAAAAUUAUGAAGAAAAAAGAGAAACUCCACCAAGUAAGAAACGUAGAUUGGAUGUAUGUGUAAGCUGUCUUGGAGUGUUGCAAGAAGAAUUUUGGAGAGAUACAUUUGUAGAUAUCAAAGAUAUGAUUUUAAAGAAGGGUUAUGAAUGCAAAACCUACACUUGUGGUCUCUCUGCUCCCAUAUCAACUAUUUUAAGAGAGAAGAUAAUAACAUUAAAAAUUGUUGAAGCAUUUCCAGAAUAUGAUCCUACUAUAUACACACAGCUCAAGGAUGCAUGGAAAAUGUCCUUUAGACCUAAAGUCGCUGAUGUUAUUGACAAGUCAUUUGAUUUGGACUCACCAUUGCUCAUUAUGGUACAUUUGGAUUAUCCAGAUGAUUUACAGGAGUUGGAAGUAUUAAAGAAAGUUAACCCAGGUCUAUUUGAAAACCGUAAUAAAUAUAAGAGGAGAUUUCCUACAGAAUUCACGAGGCAGUCAGUUGAACAGGCUCUAGAAGAUGUCAAGCUCUCAAACUUAAUGUCUUCAGGUGCACAAUUAACAGUGUUAGGUCACGCGCAGUGUGUUAGUGUUGUAGGUGCGCAUGCGCCGGUCUAUUUGGGAGGCAGAUAUAUAAAAUUAAGCAGAAAUCUACCACAAACGCCGUGGAUUUUGAAGAACGUGAGAGUUCUACCGAAUUCAGUGGAAGAAAUAAUAUUUGAGCCUCUCGCGAAACUAUUAAAUUUGUCUGACUCUGAUGUGGAGACCCGUUUAAAAUUUAUAUCGGCUGGAAGAGAAGACGUUGACGUGAGAUGUUUGGGCGAUGGAAGACCGUUUGCUAUCGAAAUUUCAGAUCCAAUAAGGCAACUUACUAGUGAGGAAUUAAAUGGUGCAUGCGCUGAAGUGUCCAAGAGUGGUGACGUAAUUGUGAAAUUUUUGACAUACUUGUCCAAAGACGAUUUAAUUCAGUUAAAAAAAGGUGAAGAAACAAAAUGUAAGACUUACGAGGCGUUAUGCAUCAAACUGACACACUCCAAGUUUGACGACAAUAUCACAGAAUCCGUAACAGUAACCCAAGAAGAUAUAGACUACAUAAACAAAUAUCGCAAUACGGACAUGGAAGACCCCGUUCGGGUCCAAAUCACUCAAAAAACCCCAAUUCGAGUGUUACAUAGACGACCUUUACUCACAAGAAAAAGAGAGAUCCUGGACCUACAGGCCAGGAUUGUGCCAGACCAGCCCCAACUUUUUCUUCUCUCAAUUCGUACGUCAGCGGGAACGUACGUUAAGGAGUACGUACACGGCGAACUGGCUCGUACGCAUCCGUCUCUUUCGCACGCGUUGAACGCCGAUAUCGAUCUUCUGGCUUUAGACGUGACCCAAGUGCAUUUAGAAUGGCCUCCAAAAUAAAAUUAUGUUUGAAA